AUGAUGAUGCAAUAUGAUGUCUGGUUCCGAGAUCUAUGGGCUCUCCUCAUUAAUCAGCUUGGUAAUCCUGACUUUGCUCAGGAGAUGGAUUUCACACCCAAGCAGGUGGAUCUCAUCGCCAAAGACCCUAUGAUGCAUGACUCAACAUUCUGUCCAGCUAUUCUCAGUAGCAAUAAAACAACAGUCUCAUGUGCACAUUGUAAUGGUGUUGAAUUGCUCAUCUUUCUGUCCAUACCAAAGAUUGAGUCAUUCAUUUUCAGCCAUCAAAGUGACCUUGAUGGAGAAGCUGCUAGGUGGUUGCAUGUCCAUACCAUGGCAUGUUUUGAAGCUAUGUCUCCAAAGGAACUGUGGGACAACUAUGGGAUAGUAGAUGGGAUCCUGCCAUUCACACAUGGAUUUCCAUGCACUGAUAUUCAUGAGCUGCUCUCAUCUGACCUGUUACACCAGGUGAUUAAAGGGACAUUUAAAGAUCAUCUUGUUAUGUGGAUUGAAGAGUAUAUUGUCCAAGAGAAUGAUAAAAAGGAUGCAACUCGGAUAUUAGCUGAUAUUGACUGA
Molecule: messenger RNA, 555 nt
Organism: Desarmillaria tabescens
Lineage: Eukaryota; Fungi; Basidiomycota; Agaricomycetes; Agaricales; Physalacriaceae
Exons: 5
Coding region: 1-555 (184 amino acids)
Source: RefSeq, a predicted model, not a curated record